Molecule: messenger RNA, 858 nt
Organism: Saprolegnia diclina VS20
Lineage: Eukaryota; Oomycota; Saprolegniomycetes; Saprolegniales; Saprolegniaceae
Exons: 3
Coding region: 1-858 (285 amino acids)
Biological process (GO): base-excision repair
Cellular component (GO): nucleus
Molecular function (GO): DNA-(apurinic or apyrimidinic site) endonuclease activity; phosphoric diester hydrolase activity; double-stranded DNA 3'-5' DNA exonuclease activity
Source: RefSeq, a predicted model, not a curated record
AUGAAGCUGCUGUGCUGGAACAUCAAUGGCCUCCGCGCCAACCUCGGCAAGACGCCGGGGCAGUCGUUCGCCGGGUUCCUCGACGCCUGCGACGCCGAUGUCCUCUGCUUCCAAGAGACCAAGCUCACGCGCGCCGAGAUGACGUCCGAGCUGGCGUGCCCGCCCGGCUACGACGCCUUCUACAGCUUUGCCAAGCACAAGAAGGGCUACUCGGGCGUCGCGACGCUCGUCCGGCACGGGCGCCUCGCCACAGUAGGCGCCGAGACCAGCGCCUGCCCGUUCCACGAAGGGCGCAUCGUGUUGACCGAGCACACAACGUUUGUGCUCAUCAACGUGUACUGUCCGGCGCACGGCGGGCAUCUCGAGCGCAAGCUCGCCUUCCACGAGUUCCUUCUCGGCUACGUUGCGGCCACCAAAGCAGCGCACGUGGGCAAGCCGCUGAUCCUUGUCGGCGACCUCAAUGUCAUUCACAAACCCCUGGAUGACUGUGACGCGUACGAGCCAAGCGACGUGACGGCGUGGCUCGACACGCUCUUAGCGACGCAGGACCUCACGGACGCCUUUCGGCAAUUGCACCCGACGCGAGAGAAGGCGUAUACGUGCUGGCGUGCGCUCACGGGGGCGCGCGAGACCAACUACGGCGUGCGUCUCGACUACAUUCUAUGCGAUAGCCGGCUCGUGAGUACAAAUAAGCUCACGAGCUGCGACGUAUGGCAAGGCUGCCCCGAGGGUGCCCCGGGGGACAUCAAAGGCCGUUGCAACUUCUUCCAGUGGCACGGCGACGCCAAGAAGCCCUCUCCAGUUGCCAGUAGCAGUCACGCCAAACGCUUCAAGGCCACGCCGCCCGACGCUACAUAG